AUGCUUCUUAGAAACAGAAGUAUAAAAUUCGAUCGGAUUUUGCACGUGGAUCAGAAGCUGAACAUACUCCAGCUUCAUUCUUCCUCAGAGACUGAAAUUGAAAGAAUUACGAGAAUAAUCAACGACCAUCCAUUUCCUGAAAAGCCAUUGCAUCCCACUCUUCGCUCUCAGAUUCCACCGACUGCAUUGUCGACCCCUUUUGUGGAAAAUGUUCUUGGUAGAUUGUUUGCUGCGCACUCAAACGGCCUCAAAGCGUAUGAGUUCUUCCAAUAUUCCCUUCUCAGUAACCAGUACGUUCCAAGUUCAGAUGCUUUUGAGAAGACUCUCCACAUACUGACACGAAUGCGAUACUUUGACAAAGCCUGGGAAUUAAUGGAAAUAAUCAAGCAGACUCACCGUUCCUUGCUCACUCUGAAGUCAAUGAGCAUCAUGUUAUCGAAAAUUGCUAAAUUCCAUUCCUAUGAAGACACUCUGGAAGCAUUUGGGAAGAUGGAGACAGAGAUAUUUUCAGGGAGUACAUUUGGCACGGAUGAGUUCAAUGUACUGCUUCGAGCAUUUUGCACACAGCGGCAGAUGAAAGAAGCGAGAUCUGUCUUCAACAAGCUGCAUUCUCGAUUCUCUCCCAACACCAAGACGAUGAAUAUUUUGCUUUUGGGGUUCAAGGAAUCAGGUGAUGUUACUGCAAUAGAGUUGUUUUAUCAUGAGAUGUUUCGAAGAGGUUUUAAGCCUAACAAUGUCACUUACAAUAUUAGAAUUGAUGCUUAUUGUAAGAAUAGAUGUUUUGGUGAUGCUAUGAGACUUUUUGAAGAAAUGGAACGUGUUAAUUGCCUCCCUACAGUAGAAACAAUUACCACUUUGAUUCAUGGAGCAGGGAUGGCUCGAAAUAUUUCCAGGGCUAAACAAUUGUUCAAUGAAAUUUCGACGAGAGGUUUAAAGCCAGAUUCUGGGGCUUAUAAUGCCCUUUUGAGUUCUGUUGUCAGAUCCAGGGAUAUGAGUUCAGCAGCAGCCUUAUUUGAAAAGAUGGAAAAGAGAAACAUUGAGCAUGAUAAUGUCACUUACCAUACUAUGUUUUUGGGAUUAAUCAAAUCAAAGGGGAUUGAUGGUGUCUCUGAACUCUAUCAAAAGAUGAUUGAGAAGAAUUUUUUGCCCAUGACACGGACGGUUGUGAUGUUAAUGAAGUUCUUCUGUGAGAGCCGAAGAGUUGAUUUGGGUUUGGAUUUGUGGAGGUACUUGGUGAAGAAAGGGCAUUGUCCACACAGUCAUGCCUUGGACCUCCUGGUUACAGGGUUAUGUUCCCGUGGGAGAGUUCAAGAAGCAUUUGAGUGCUCUAAGCAAAUGCUAGAGAGAGGCCGUCACAUGAGUGAGCUAGUGUUUCAGAUGUUGGAGAGGUUUUUAGUUCAGACGGGAGAGUUGGACCAACUGCGGGAGCUGGAGCACAUGACAAAGAAGUUAAAAAUAUUGUUGCCUCCUUCCAAAGAGUGCGCUAUUUAG
Molecule: messenger RNA, 1491 nt
Organism: Fraxinus pennsylvanica
Lineage: Eukaryota; Viridiplantae; Streptophyta; Magnoliopsida; Lamiales; Oleaceae
Source: the annotation of a GenBank genome assembly